Molecule: messenger RNA, 564 nt
Organism: Penicillium cinerascens
Lineage: Eukaryota; Fungi; Ascomycota; Eurotiomycetes; Eurotiales; Aspergillaceae
Product: histone-fold domain-containing protein
Exons: 4
Coding region: 1-564 (187 amino acids)
Cellular component (GO): nucleus; CHRAC
Molecular function (GO): protein heterodimerization activity
Source: RefSeq, a predicted model, not a curated record
AUGGCGUCGAAGAACACGGGCGAGCCCGAUGAGAUCACCGGCCAGAGCGCCCUUCCCAUUUCUCGAAUCAAGAAGAUCAUUCAACUCGACGAAGAUAUCGUACAAUGCUCCAACAAUUCGACGUUUGUCAUUGCUAUGGCUACCGAAAUGUUCAUUCAGAACCUCGCCGAACAAGCGUAUAACGUGGUCAAAUCAGAGCGCAAGCCGCGAAAGACCGUCCAAUACAAGGAUCUGGCUACGGCGGUUUCGCACAUUGAUAAUCUCGAGUUCCUCUCCGAUGUGAUCCCCAAGACUACGACAUAUAAACAAUUCAAAGAGAAGAAGGCAAAGGACGCAGCCAAGUCGGCCGAGAUGGAAAAGGGUCAGCGCACACUGAAUGGAAAUGGUGUACCUGCUGGCAAUACGAACGGUGCUCCAGCUGAAACGAUUCCCCGGGCGGAAGAGCCAACGACAUCGUCACCAUCGGUUCCUCGCACACCCGUGGUGCCCGUGAGUGCGCUGAUCACAGACCGGACGAUCGAGCCCUCGGUCCGCCACGACCCGGAUGUUGAAAUGCAGGAUUAG